GUUGAAACAAUAGAGUCGUCGAUUUCUAGAGAGGAUGUGGAAGAGAGGAGAACAACAGAGGGAUCUCCUUUUCCGGCUGACCCAUCGGAGGAUGGAGGCGUUGGGGAUACCUCUCCUGCUUUCCCAGGACUUUAGCUGCUGGAAGAAAAAGAGGAUGCCAGGAAGAUCAUUCCAGACAAGUGAGAAUCCAAACCAGCAUUAAAAAAGAAAGAAAAUGAAGCCAGCUUUGAAAGUCUUUUCUGCCUCCUCCAGAAAAAUGAAAAAAACCUUCGUUCACAGGAAGGUGUCAGACAAAAGAGAGAAUAACAGGAACAAAAUUUUGAGCUAGAAAAAAAUGAGUAUAUGGAACUCAGGGAAGCAUUGCAGAGAAAGGUCAAAGGGAUAAUUUGCAAAUUCAGAAAAAUGGAAAUAAUCUGGAAAUCAGUAGGGAGGAAGGGGUCACUUGUAUAAUUACACUGGACAGGCUGUCAUGCAAGCCUUGCCCUGUGAAGAAAGCAUAGCUUGAAUGAAAGCAACAUCCAAGAUAAUAUUUUUGAUCUUGAGAAUCCAAAAAUAUCAAUCUGUGGGAAAUCCUCAGAUUGUAGAUCACACCUGAUUAUACACGAGAGGAACCACACUGAAGAAGAGUCUACCCACUGUCCUCAAUGUGGCACAAGAUUUAGGAAACAUGCUACCCUAGUAACACAAAAGAGGCCUGAAAUGGGGGAGAAGUCAUUUGGGUGUUCUGACUGUGGGAAAACAUUCAGUAGGAAUUCUCACCUCGUGACACACCAGAGGACACACACAGGAGAGAAACCCUUUGAGUGUCCAGAUUGUGGGAAAGGCUUCAGUCAGAAUUCCCACCUGGUGACACACCAGAGGACUCACACUAGGGAGAAAGCAUACGAAUGUCCAGAUUGUGGUAAAGAUUUCAGUCACAAUUCCAACCUGGUGAUUCACCAGAGGACUCAUACAGGAGAGAAGCCCUAUGAGUGUCCAUAUUGUGGGAAAGCUUUCAGUCAUAAUUCCAACCUUUUGAAGCACCAGAGGACUCAUACAGGAGAGAAACCAUAUGAGUGUCCAGAUUGUGGGAAAGGUUUCAGUCAGAAUUCCCACCUUCUUAAACACCUGAGGACUCACACCCGGGAAAAAAGUUACAAGUGUCCAGAUUGUGGGAAAUGUUUCUUCUGUAAUUCCAACCUGAUGAUGCACCAGAGGACUCACGCGGGGGAGAAGCCAUAUGAGUGUCCAGAUUGUGAGAAAAGUUUCAGUCAGAAUUCCAGCCUUGUUAAACACCUGAGGAUUCACACUCGGGAGAAACGGUACAAGUGUCCAGAUUGUGGGAAAGGUUUCAGUCAUAAUUGCGACUUUGUGAAACACCUGAAAACUCACAGAGGAGAGAAACCCUUUGAAUGUCCUGAUUGUGGGAAAAGUUUCAGUCACAAUUCUAAGCUUGUGAAACACCAGAGGACUCACACAGGGGAGAAACCGUAUAAGUGUUUGGAUUGUGGAAAAUGCUUCAGUUGGUAUUCUGGCUUAGUGAUACACCAGAGGACUCAUACAGGAGAAAAACCCUUUGAAUGUCCUGAUUGUGGGAAAGGUUUCAGUACUAGAACUAACCUUAUAAAUCAUGUAGCUUUACACACAGGGGAGAAACCUUUCAAGUGCCCAGAAUGUGGAAGGUGCUUUACAUAUUAUUCCUCUCUUACUGCACACAAGAAAAUCCAUACGAAGCAUAAGCUGAUGACUGUAGGGGAGGCUUGAAUUUCAUUUCUGAGUUGCCUUUAGAAGUAUGGCUGAGAAAUUAAGUAUUUACUUUCUGGCCUGAUUGUGUUUAGCCAAAGAUGUCUCAUGUUAGGCAUGAGGGAGGAGAGAAAAGAAAUGAAAUGGAAAAGGUUAGCUUGAUCAAGGUUAACUACUUGUGUCUUGGCUAUCAGCAAAAUGUAGUGGAUAUUCCCUGUUGCAAAAAUAAUGCAACUGUGCCAAAAGUUUUUGGGGAUGAUUUUUGCAUAUAGAAUAAAUGAGGUCGUAGAAAAGCAAAAUACAGAUUUUAAGAAACCUACAGAUGCUAAGAUAUAUAUAUUAGAAGAUAGGAGCACGUUGAUUUACUUAGUGAUUAUAGCUUCCCAAAUAUGAGAUAAUGGGAGCAGAGUUUUCAUCUUUUCCUAACAUUUUCAGAAAUUCAGGGUAAGAUGAAU
Pseudonaja textilis is the source of this 2177-nucleotide messenger RNA. Lineage: Eukaryota; Metazoa; Chordata; Lepidosauria; Squamata; Elapidae. The record is from RefSeq and is a predicted model, not a curated record.